AUGUCUUCAUCGACGUCUAAGGACCCUAUACCCCCUCGUCGGCCCGCCGCCACCUCUGGAACCGCCAGCUCGGCUGCACGUCGCCCAGCGGUCGGGUCAACAACAACGGCCACAAGCAGAGCUUCAACAACCGCGUCGAAACCCCUCGGCAGCUCUACAAUCAGGUCAGGUACUACAGGAUCAAGUUUAAAUAAGCCUCCAACGCGUCCUGCUCCCGGUACAACAGCAAGAAGGACUGGCCUGACCUCGAAAUCUGCCACGUCAGAUGCUGAGCCAGAUCUUUCUUCCAUCACUUCAGGGGACGAGAAAAGGAAGACACCAGCGACCACAGCCGCUCGGAGGACUACUCUCACACCUGCCGCCUCAACCACAAGGGCAUCGCCAGGCAAGACCACAAGCACAUUGGGAAGAUCCACCGUCUCUUCAACAGCAUCCUCAUCAACCGCGAAACGGCCCCUGACUACGCGCCCAUCUGCCGAACCAUCGACAGCUCGAGCUUCCACACGCACUUCCCUCGCAGGGUCUACAAGACUGUCCACCGCGACUGCGCGCCCGAGCGCUACGACAAGAUCUACACCAGCAGCUGCCACCAAGACUCCUCUGUCACACGCAAAGAAGCCUUCGGUUUCUGCACCCACUCCGGCUGCUGCCCCUGAGCCUGCCGCUACCAUCCCCGAAGAGGACACAAGUAGUAUCGACGUUCCACCCAAGACACCCCUGAAAGACAAGGCAGCUUCCGAUGCAGAAGUCGAGAUCCGCAAAGCCGGCACAUCACCUGUCAAGGCCGCAUUAGCGAAGCUCAAUGGAACGGGAGAUGUCCCACGACCGGAUACCGCCCCCAGCGGGCCUGUCACUGAUGGGGACUGGGAUACUAGGCGGCGCAGCGCACAGAUCAUGCAGGACUUCUUCAAGGAGACAAACCUUCGUGAGAAGCUGCAAGAGCAAUGCGACGAUCUGAACCAGGAAGUUGACAAGUUGCAGGCAGAACGUACCAAGUUGAAGAAGCAAUUGGCGGAUGCGGAAGCUGCCAUAGCUGACAAGGAAGAGAUCAUCGCGAAUGCAACCAAAUCGACCGAAUCUACCGAUUCUCAGCACACGACGCUAGUCGAUGAGAUGGAGAAGAAGUUUGCUUCCGAGACGAAGGAACUCGUGCAGCAGAAAGCGAAGCUGGAAGAAGAAACCGCCGCAGCACAAGCCAAGGAAGCAGAAGAGGCACAACGGGCACACGAGCUUCAGCAGAUUUUGAUCCAGUUGAAUACAGAUCUGGAAGAGCAGGGUAAACAAUGGGAUGCCGAGAAGAAGAAGCUAAAGGAACAAGAGGCCCAGAUAGCUACUCUUAAUGAGGAAAUUGCCGCUUUGAAGCACGAAAAGACAGAAUCUUCGGGCUUCAUCGACGCCUUGCAGGCGAAGUAUGCAGACGAGUUGCACAUGCUGGACAUGAAGAACGACGCCCUAUCUAAGAUGAUCGAGACCUUGGAGACGGAUGCUGCCUCCUCCAGCCAGCAGAAUUCGGAUGCCUUGACCGAGGCGAAACGUGAGCUGGAGGCGAAGUCUGCCGAGUCGUCCAAACUUGUCGAUGAACUCCAGGCCAAGAUUGAGUCUUUGCAACAGCAACAUUCCGAUGACCUGCGCCUUAAGGACGAGACCAUUCAAACGAAGGAGCAAGCGGAGCAAGAACUCAAGAGCCAGGUGGAGGAAUUCAAGGAACGCAUUGUGAAGGCAGCUGCCGAUUUGGACAGCGAGCGUGCCAAGCAUACUGAAACGCUACAGGAGAAGCUUGCCGAAAUCCAACAAAGCAAAGAUGUCGACUUGCAGGCCAAGGAAGCUGAAGUGGCCGAGCACUUCAAUACCAUCAGUGGUCUUCAAGAGCAGAUCAGGACGUUCGAGCAGGGGCAGACCGAUGGCGCAAAGCUCGAAUCCCUGACUGAAAGUCACAGCCAGGCUCUGCAAGCGUUGACUGAGAAGUACGAGACCGAACUAACGUCGGUUCGAGCCAACUUCGAAGGUGGCGCAAAGCAGGAUAUAGAAAAGUUACAAAAGGAAUACGAAACCCUUCUAGAGGAGAAGACUGCAGGCAUUGAGUCUCACGCUCGAGCUUUGGCUGAUAAGUCGAAGGCAUUGGAAGAAGUCACCGAGGAACUCGCCGCACUUAAGGAAAGUUCCGGUAGUGUGUCUUCUGAGCUGACCGUUACACUUGACAAGCUGGCUCGCCUCGAGCAAGACAAGCUCGUUGCCGACAAGGAGCAUGCAGAAAUUCUUAUCGAGAAGACAGCCGCGCUUGAGGAAAUCACCCAAGAAUUGAGUGCCAUCAAGGACAGCUCUAAUACAACGUCGUCAAGCUUGACAGAUACACUGGGUCGCCUCAAGCAGGUGGAAGAGGAGCUGCUGAGCACCAAGGAAGAACACACUCAAACCUUGAACGAAAAGGUCAGAGCUCUGGAGGAUCUUAAUCUUGAGUUCAAGUCCUUCCAGGAGAACUCAGGCUCCGCGUCUUCGGAUUUGAAGGACGCCCUCGCAAAGCUCAAACAAGUUGAGGAGGAUAAGGCCGCUGCUCAAGAAGCCCACUCGCUGUCGCAGAGCGUUCUCGUUGAGCUGCAGGAACGACAUGAUAACCUCGUGAAGGAGAAGAGUGCAGCAACCGAAGCUCACGAGACGUCUACAAAGCUCAUUACCGAUCUGCAAGCCCGCCAUGACUCCCUCCUCGAAGAGAAGACGGCUGCGGAGGAUGCACACGCGCAAGCUCUUGAAGCUCUCAAGAAAGAUAUGGGUUCGGCCUCGCGACAGCUUGUAGAGGAUCUGCAACAGAAGUACGACGCCUUACGCGAAGAGAAGGCCAAGAGUGAAGAUGCCAUCAGCCAGGAGCUCGAAAUCCUGAGAGACCAGCGUGAUAGCUUGAUCGGCCAACUCGCAGAUCUGGAGAAGAUUCAUGGAGACGUCAGUGCGGAAAAGCUCGCCGCUGCCGAAGCCCAUGCCGAAGCUCAGAAGACUCUGCAAGCCGAGGUUGAGCAGAAGUAUGCUAUGUUGCUUGAAACCAUCCAGAAUGACAGCAAUGUGCUGGAGCGAGAGAUGAAGGCAGCUGUAAGCGAAAAGAAGGCUGCGCUUGAAGAGUUGGCAGCACUACAUAAUGACCUCAAGUCUAGCAAACAAUCAGGUGAGGCUGGUCUGGUAGAGCUGACGGCUAAGUAUGAGCAACUUGUAGCGGAAAAGGCGACUGCGGAACGAGAACAUGAAGCCGCCAUUGCGCUUUUGAAGGACGACCUUCAAGAGCAGCAUGAAAAGGCAUUGUCAGCUCUCCAAGCUGAACAUAACAUUAUCCAAGAAAAGCUCUCCAGAGCUGACCAGGAGCAUAGCGACGCUAUUGCUCUGCUCAGAGAGGAGUUCAAGGAAGGACAAUCGAGCGACUUGCUUGUGCUUCAAAAGAGCCUGGGUGACUUGGAGAAACAGCACGCCGAACUUGCCGAGCAGAAGCUGGCUGUCGAGAGGGCCCAUGAGGAGGCCAUUACAGAACUCAUGGAAGGCAUGGAGGCCAGCCAGACCGAUGCCGUCCAGCAACUGCAGAAGAAGUUCGAUGCUCUCGUGAAGCAGCUUGAGGAGGAAAAGGCAAGCCACGGUUCUGAACUAGAGGCUGUCAAGGCAAGCGGUCUCGACUUCCAAAGUCGUUUCGAGGAACUCUCCUCUCAGGCUUCUCGCGACGUCGAGAUGCACGCUCGUGACGUGCAGCGCCUGCAAGAAGAGAACCGUCAGCUUGGAGCUAAGCAUACUGCUGCUGUUGCUGCUGCUGAUGAUGCCGAAGCUAGGAUCGAAAUCAUGAAGACAGAUGUGGUGAAGAAGCACAUUGCGGCCAUCACUCCCCUUGAGAAGGAGAACAGGGCCUUGAAGGACAAGGUUGACCGACUAGAGAACAUCCUCAAGGCUGGCGAUCGAGUUGCACGCGCUGCUGCCACCAUGGGUGAAAAGCGCGAAAUCGGCGUGAUUGCCGAAGACGAGGAAGAGGAAGAAGAUGAGACAUCGACUUCUGGCGCUCAAUCCUCGUCUCGAUCUCCCAUCUCAAAUGCCCCGCGCGAGGUCCUUGGUACUCAGUUGGCGGCUAUGCAAGAAACACUUUCGCAGCUGACCGAUCUCAAUAAUGACUAUCUCAGCGAGAGCUCUCGUACCGCCCAACAACUGAGCAACGAGGGAUGGAUUUCGGUGGACCAUAAAUCAGCAGAUGCAGACAUCUGA
Messenger RNA from Aaosphaeria arxii CBS 175.79, 4221 nucleotides. RefSeq lists its product as uncharacterized. Lineage: Eukaryota; Fungi; Ascomycota; Dothideomycetes; Pleosporales. Bases 1 to 4221 code for a protein of 1406 amino acids. The transcript has 4 exons. The record is from RefSeq and is a predicted model, not a curated record.